This is a messenger RNA of Echinostoma caproni, 2733 nucleotides long. The record is from the annotation of a GenBank genome assembly. Lineage: Eukaryota; Metazoa; Platyhelminthes; Trematoda; Plagiorchiida; Echinostomatidae.
AUGACUUCGAGUAUGUUUGCCGGAGCGAUUAGCUCCUCGGAAAGUGACUACGAUGAUGAGCCAGUGCAACGGGUUGAAAACCGUUUUACGCGUUAUCAGAGUGAUGAGGAGGAGGAAGGAAAGCGUGUGGUCAAGAGUGCUCGGGAUAAGCGCAAAUCGGUAAAAAUGAACGAAAUGGAUGGAACACCGGCAUUCUAUGUGCGCUGUAUAGCCGAAUUGGAAGAUUUCGUGAAUGCUUCGUGGGAAAAGAAACGAGAAUUGAGCAAAAGCGCCGCACGGGCACUGACGGUGUUGAAACAGCGCGUGAAAAAAUACAAUCGAGAUUUUGAAGGAAUUAUUAAAGAUUUUCGUGAGCAUCCAGAGAAUUAUCAGGAAGAAGAAACAGCGGAACAAUCAGAAGAAGAGGAAGAAGACAGCGAGGAGGAACAGCCACCCGCCAAGACCGCUGCCGCUGCUCCCAGUGCAGAAAAGAAGCCGACUCGCAAAGCGGCUGAGUCCGAUUUCGAUUCCGGUGAAUCUGGCGAGGAAGGCGAGGAUGCCGAGGAGGACAGUGACAGUGACGAUUUUUGGGACAGUGACAGUUCCAGUUCGAGCAGUAUUGGAGUUGACCGGGCCAUGUUCCAACAGGAUCCAUCCGCGUACUUCCUGAAGAAAACGACCGAUGAAAAAGAGAAAGAUAAAAUCAAAGUGAAAAAGCCGAUCAAAGAACGUCCAGCCAAAAAACAGUCCAAAGUGCCGGAUGCCCUCGAUGCGGAUGGAGCAUGGACCACUGUGGACAAUUUGGGACGGGCUGAACCGACUAUUCAAGCUUUUGAAAAGGGAAUGGAGAUCACUCACGAGGUGGUAGUGAAAAAACUGAACGAGAUUUUAGCAAGCCGAGGCAAGAAAGGAACCAGUGUGGCUGAACAGCUCACCCUGUUACUCCAAGUUGAGGAAAAGAUUGUCGAAUUGAAAUUGUCCGUUGGACUGCACGCCAAAGUGCUUAUGUCCCUAAUCAGCGUGCUGUUUGAUUACGAUCGGAAAAAUGCCCCAUGCAUGUCGGCCACGCUGUUUGAUCGGCUGAUCACAACAUUUGAUCGACUUUUCGAUUUGUUGGAAGUGAACGACAUCCAAAUGGUUGUCCCCGACACGACCAUCGACACAGUCGAAUCACUCGAGAAUCCCCCAUUUCUGAUCUGUGGCUCGGUCCUCACCAAUGUCACCCUUCUGGACGGGGAGUGCACCAAAGUUUUGCAAAAUGCCAACGGUCACGAAUUGGAAUAUGUGGACCGGCUACGUGAUGAACGUCGUGUUUGUGGUGUUCUGGAUCGGUUGUGUAAUUAUCUGGAAAAGAAAGAAGCGUCACCGAACGACUUAUGCGCGGCCUAUUUGUUAAAAGUAGAACAUAUUUACUACAAAUUCGAUUAUGAAUGGGCCCGACGUGUGGAGAAUGAAGGUUUGGAAACCGUGGGCGAAAACGAGGCGACACCCAUGAUCGAGCGUCUGUGUAAAUACAUCUAUUCUCAUGAUCGUACAAAUCGACUGCGCACUCGGGCCAUUCUCUGUCAUAUCUACCAUCUGGCUCUGUACGACAAUUGGUACAAAGCGCGGGAUCUGAUGCUCAUGUCCAAUUUACAGUCGUCGAUUGAACAAGCGGAUCAGUCAACUAUGAUCCUGUACAAUCGGGCAAUCGUCCAACUCGGAUUGGCUGCAUUCCGUCAAGGUCAUAUCCGGGAAACGCUGAACGCUCUGGCUGAUUUGGUUGGUUCCGGUCGGAUUCGGGAACUGCUGGCGCAGGGUUUGCACGGUCCAACGCGGUACGAACGAAGCCCGGAAGAGGAGAAACGGGAACAAGCCUUGCAAGUCCCCUAUCACAUGUAUAUCAACACGGAGUUGUUGGAAUGUGUGUAUCAUGUGUCUGCCAUGCUUUUGGAAAUUCCCAAUCUGGCUGCCCAUGAAACCGACCUCCGCUGGCGUCCGAUUAGCAAACCGUUCCAUUUGGCUCUUCGUGUCCACGAUCGAGCCACAUUGGUUGGUCCACCGGAGACCCCACGCGAUCAUGUGCUCGCAGCCGCGAAAGCAAUGCGCUAUGGUAACUGGAAACAAUGCACGCAGUACAUUAUCAACCCGAAAAUGGAUGCCAAGAUUUGGGAUCUGUUCUUCCAAUCCAAACGUGUCAAAACCCAUUUGGAAAGUCGAAUCAAAGAGGAGUCGUUACGCAGUUUUCUGUUCACCUACAGCGCCAUUCACGACUCGAUCAGUUUGGACCGGUUGGCCGAAUACUUUGAGAUGCCCAAAUCCACGGUCUAUUCCAUUGUGAGCAAAAUGAUCAUCAACCAAGAAUUGGCGGCUUCACUUGAAGUGCCUAGUGAUUUGUUAAUCAUGCACAAGACCGAACGAUCUCGUUUGCAAACGUUGGCCUUACAGUUGAGCGAGAAAGUGAACAGCAUUGUGGAAAUGAAUGAGAAGCUGAUCGAAAGUCGCAGUGGCGGUGGUCUAAUCGGAUCCAAAGGUAAGCAUGCAUGUUCCCUUCGGUGGCCUUAUUGGNUUGGUCGGAAUAUUGAUGCAAUUAUUCGCAAUCCGAAACUGGACGUGUUUUUGGCCUGUCCGGUCGCUUUUGACGGUACGUCUCCUGACUUCAUCCGACUAUAUUCUCUUGGGUCUUCUAAUCAUCAUGAGUUUCCCGAUUUCGAUGGCGGUGGUUUUUGUGGUGGUGGUGGUGGUGGUCGCGGUGAAUUAUUCACUCGGGAAUGA